Molecule: messenger RNA, 1025 nt
Organism: Numida meleagris (helmeted guineafowl)
Lineage: Eukaryota; Metazoa; Chordata; Aves; Galliformes; Numididae
Gene: PDCL3
Product: phosducin like 3
Exons: 6
Coding region: 1-723 (240 amino acids)
Biological process (GO): positive regulation of gene expression; angiogenesis; protein folding
Cellular component (GO): cytoplasm
Source: RefSeq, a predicted model, not a curated record
AUGCUGGACCCAGACAAAGACACCGAGUGGAAUGACAUCCUGCGCAAGAAAGGUAUCCUUCCUCCAAAGGAAAACCGAGAAGAACAGGAGCGUGCAAAAGAAGAGGAGCAGCUUGAAAUCCUUCAGAAGUCUCUCGUGAAAACGUAUGAGGACAUGACUCUGGAAGAGCUAGAAGAAAAUGAGGAUGAAUUUAAUGAGGAAGAUGAGAAAGCUAUUGAAAUGUACAGGCAGCAAAGAUUAGCAGAAAUGAAAGCAGCUCAAAUGAAGAAUAAAUUUGGAGAAGUUUUGGAGAUUUCGGGAAAGGAUUAUGUUCAAGAGGUUACGAAAGCUGGAAAAGGUAUAUGGGUAGUCCUGCACCUCUACAAACAGGGAAUUCCACUCUGUGCCUUAAUAAACCAACAUUUAAGUGGACUUGCAAAAAAGUUCAGAGAUGUGAAAUUCAUCAAAGCUAUCUCUACGACCUGCAUACCCAACUACCCCGAUAAGAAUCUGCCUACGAUAUUUGUCUACCUUGAAGGAGACAUCAGAGCUCAGUUCAUUGGCCCUUUGGUGUUUGGUGGCAUGAACUUGACGAGGGAUGAACUGGAGUGGAAGAUCUCCGAGUCAGGUGCCAUCAAGACAGACCUUGAGGAGAACCCCAGGAAGCAGAUCCAGGACCAGCUCAUGUCCUCCAUAAGGGCAUGUGUCCCAACCAGGGGAGAGAGUGACUCAGAGGAUGACUAACUCCUGCAUCAGCAUCAAGAUUGAUACAGUACAUUUGCAGCCAGUGUUCCUACCUAAAGGACUGGAGGUGCUCAUCAAGAUCUUCCUGAACCCCAUAAGGGGAAUAUUUCAAGACAGCCAUUUAUCUAGAAAUUUCAAGUUGGUGGUUUUUUAUUUUGAUGGUGUGAGGUUUUUUUUUUUCCUUUUCCCUGAAAAAAAAAAUUAUCACAGCUUCACUUGAGAUCAUGAAAGACUUUUUAUAUUACAAAGCCUGAGUAAAUCUUACUCCAAGUUCUAAAAUAUAGACAUCAGUAGAUACAGAA